Molecule: messenger RNA, 2009 nt
Organism: Chionomys nivalis (European snow vole)
Lineage: Eukaryota; Metazoa; Chordata; Mammalia; Rodentia; Cricetidae
Gene: Rrp1
Product: ribosomal RNA processing 1
Exons: 14
Coding region: 278-1660 (460 amino acids)
Biological process (GO): rRNA processing
Cellular component (GO): preribosome, small subunit precursor; preribosome, large subunit precursor; nucleus
Source: RefSeq, a predicted model, not a curated record
AGUGUCGUCACCCUCGGUUCUAGGCUGUCAUGAGACCGAGACUGGGCGUGGGUGGAGUGUGAGCCCUAGUGGAGACCUCACGCCCCUUCCCCGAACGGGCGGCAGUUGCGCCUCCAGGCCACUGAGGGGCAGCAGCGUGCGUCGGCAUCGUCCGGGACUUUUGACGUUUAGCUGUGUUGUGUCGCCGCAGUGUGACGUUGGCCGUGGUGUCGUGCAGACGUGACGCAUCGCUCGGCGGCGUUGGAAGCGCUAAGUGCGUGGUCUCAGGGUCCUCAUCAUGGUUCCUGGGUUGCCGCUCCCGCCGGAGGUCCAGCUGGCGCAGCGCCUGGCCGGCAAUGAGCAGGUGACGCGGGACCGCGCAUUGCGGAAGCUACGGAAGUACAUCAUGACCAGGUCGCAGCGGGCCACAGGGGCUUUCAAUCCAGAGGAGAUGUUGAAGAUAUGGAAAGGGCUGUUUUACUGCCUGUGGAUGCAGGACAAGCCGCUCCUGCAGGAAGAACUAGGAAGGACCAUCUCCCAGCUCAUCCAUGCUUUUCAGACCACAGAGGCACAGCACCUGUUCCUGCGGGCGUUCUGGCAGACCAUGAUCCGAGAGUGGGUGGGCAUCGACCUACUGCGCCUGGACAAGUUCUACUUGCUCAUGAGGCUGGUCCUGCAUGAGUCACUGAUGACCGUGAAAACCCGCGGAUGGGAAGAAAGACAAAUUGAGCAGCUGCUGGAGUUGCUCACUACCGAGGUACUGCACCCUGACAGCCAGGCCCCCAAUGGGGUGAAGAGCCACUUCCUUGAGAUCUUCCUGGAGGAGCUGACCAAAGUGGGCGCUGCAGAGCUCACCGCAGACCAGAAUCUGCAGUUCAUCGACCCCUUCUGCCAGAUAGCAGCCCACACGAAGGAUUCCCUAGUUCUGCAUAAGAUCACUCGGUGCAUCCUCGAGACGAUUGUGGAACAGGCUCCCUUGGCCAUUGAAGACCUAAUGGAUGAACUGGACACACAGAGUGGGGAGGGCGAAGCGUCAGAUGGUGGUGAGGAGUCAGAUGGUGGUGAGGAGUCAGAUGGUGGUGAGGAGUCAGAUGGUGGUGAGGAGUCCUCAGAGGAUGAUCAAGAUCUGCAAGACACACCACCCAAGAGGCCACAUGCAGGCUCCGUACAUAGGGCUGAACCUGAGGCAGACAAGGAGCAGGUGUGGGAUGACGAGGAAAACACUGGACCUGUCCUCCAGUUUGACUACGAGGCCAUUGCUAACAGACUGUUCACGCUUGCCAGUAGACAGAGCACCCCAUCUCAGAACAGGAAGCGCCUCUACAGAGUGAUUCAAAAGUUGCGGGUCCUGGCUGGAGGCACUUUCCCAGAUGAUGAUGUCCCUGAAAAAGCCUAUAAGAAACUGCUGGAAGGGAGGCGGGAGCGGAAGAAGAAGAGAAAGAAUCGUUUGUCCACACUGCAGCCCCAGAACGAGCAAGCUGCUUGUUCUGCAGGAGGAAGCGAGGCAGAAGCCUCAAGUUCAGACCUGAGCCCAGGGAUGAAGAGGAGCAGGAAGGAGGAUGAGAAUACUGGUCAAAGAGAGCCUCCUGUGAAGAAGAAGAAGCCUGGUGCCCGAGCAAAGGGGGCUGGUGUCCAGCAGCCAGCGAGGAAGAGGAAACAGCCCUUGCAAAGUGAGAAGUGAGGUCAUGGCCUAAGACGGCCAUCGUCCUUGUUGGCCCCUGGUUGUUGGGACAGGAUACCUAGGCAUGCCCCUGUAGCCUCUGAGUGCCCUUUAGUGCUGGCAUUCAGGAAUGCGCCUGCCUCAGAGCUAUUGCCUACAUACCAGAAACUCACUCCUAAGACUCAUAGUUUCCCCUGUACUGUGUGCACACCUAAUCCUAGCCAGAGGCCAGGGCCUCUAGAGUUUGAGUCCAGCCUGGGUCCCAGAAGCCUCUCUCCCCCAAAAUAAGAAAAACGAAACCAAAUAACUCCAUCUGUGUGGGUACUGUCACCUCUGCCCUGGGCUGACCACAAAUAAACUAUGGUCCUCA